Parastagonospora nodorum SN15 is the source of this 906-nucleotide messenger RNA. RefSeq lists its product as hypothetical. The transcript has a single exon. Bases 1 to 906 code for a protein of 301 amino acids. NCBI's taxonomy places the organism in Eukaryota, Fungi, Ascomycota, Dothideomycetes, Pleosporales, Phaeosphaeriaceae. The record is from RefSeq and is a predicted model, not a curated record.
AUGUGCGACAUAUUGCCCGUUGAGCUGCGCGAGAUGAUUUACCGAUUUCUGUGUAUCGAGGAGCAGCUCAUACCUGUCGGACCAUACUUUCAUUUCAGGCCCUACUCAGAAUAUAGGCCACUUGAUGGUCUGGCUUCUGCUCUGUCCAGCGGCCGAGACCAGAUUGAUCAUACUGAGAAACCAGACCCUACCAUCUUGAUGCCGGACAGCCACAUAUUCAACUACAAGUACGUGGGCCUUGCUGUUGCUGCUGAGAUGCAGGCAGCGUAUUUCGCCAACAACACAUUCUCCAUAUGCGAUGUCGAAGACGGUAUUGCUGAGUUCUUCCAAGGUGUCAUCUCCCUAGAUGCAGGUGGGGCAAUAGGCAUCCUCAACAUGCCUGGAGAUACGUCUGCGAUGAGCCACAUGCGCAUGUCAGUCAGAGCCUUCAAACUCGUUCGCAAGUUACAAAUUCGCCUCAAGCUUGAACACUUUGGACAAGCUGCAGAUGCACGGGACCUUCCGCCAGGCCCUAUUGGUAUACGCGAGAGAUAUGCCGAGGAACGCAACUUUCUUCGGCAAUCUAAGAAUGCUUUGCACAAGUUGCAGUCUCUACCGCGGGGCCGUCAGCCAUUGCAGCUUGAGUUCAUCAUCAUGACAGACCUAUCAGAUAUCCUACGCGUCGAGGAUCGCGAGCGCUGCUUCAUCAACAUCCUUGAGGCAUACAGAAACAUGUUUUAUGCCAUAAAGUAUGACCAUGAGAAUGCCAUCAUCACUGUAGUACAUCAUGACGAAAGUGUAUCGCCAUUUCCGCGAACGUUGUCUGCUUUGUGGAGUUUGACAAAAGAGCAAUGGGAACAUGUAAGCAUAUCUCUAGCUGGUUCUCAGGCCCUUUUACGCCAUGAUGUAUCUGUAGCGAUUUUCUAA